AUGGAGAGUGGAAAAAGUGGGCAAUCGUCGAACAAAGCAAAGGGGAAAGAGAAAAUGACCGCCCGCGCCCUUUUCAACGACGACCAGGAUGAGGAGAUGUUCGAUGCAGAGGCACACGAUUUGGGUGACGAUCAGACGACCUCAUCCACUCCUCCAAAAGAUGGGCCACGGGAUGAGUCACAGGAUGAGUCACAACUCCCGUUUUUGGACCUUACUACGUUGUGGUUUGAUGAUCCUAAGGUUCGGAGUGUGGUAUCCUUGGCGAAGAACAAGGGCCAGCUGCCAACAGCUCCUGAGCUGUUUCUGAAGACACACUUCAAGGAGCUUCCUUGGAAAGGCACAAUGGCAGUAAACCCCACAGCUCAGGAAAUUGCGCCAGAUGGGUCGACUUUCCACAUCUUCCAUGCAGUACACGCCCUCCCUUGUUUCUCAGAUGUAGGAUCAGAUGGAAACCAGGGUGCAGGCUCUUCGGGAAGAAAUGGAACUCGAGAUGGAAGCUCGAGUUCAAGCUCAGUAAAGGCCCAAAUGGAAGAAAUGGAGAGGAGCAUUCAGUUGCCAGAGUGGUUAUCAUCCUCGUUCAUAAGUUACCUCGAUUUAUCGAGUAAUCAACUUACAGGGAAGUUGCCUACAUGGAUAAGGAACAUGAAUUUGGAGUUCCUCAACAUCUCUAAUAAUCGAUUCUACUCAACCAUUCCGGUUGAAUUCAAGAAUCUUUACGGCCUCUCAAACCUUGAUCUUCACUCAAACAACUUCUAUGGUCCAUUGGAAGUAAUCUUCAAUAAAGAAGGUGUGCACUACAACUCUAUCGACGUGUCUUACAAUAAGUUCAAUGGUGAAAUUGACAAAAACAUAGGUAACAUCCCUACUAUGCGCUCUAUAACUUCCUUGAUCUUGUCAAAUUACCCAUUAGGAGGAUCGAUACCAAGCUCGAUAGGUAAUUUACACAAGUUGUGGGUUUUGAAGAUGGUUUCUAACCGGCUUACAGGAAGAAUUCCUCAAGAACUUGGAAAUGCCAAGCAAUUGACGACAAUUUUGUCAUCGAGGCAUAGAUUGAGUGGAAGUAUUCCUAAGAAGGUGUUGAAUUUGGCGAACUUGCAAGAGUUUGAUGUCUCAAGGAAUCAACUAAGUGGAAAAAUUCCUCCCCAUAAUUCAAGUAUUCCUGCUUCUGCAUUUUCACAUAAUCUCGGCCUUUGCAAUGCUCCUCUCCCUUCUUGUAAAAAUUAG
This is a messenger RNA of Chenopodium quinoa (quinoa), 1224 nucleotides long. RefSeq names its product MDIS1-interacting receptor like kinase 2-like. The transcript has 5 exons. Gene Ontology annotation, biological process: hormone-mediated signaling pathway. The record is from RefSeq and is a predicted model, not a curated record. NCBI's taxonomy places the organism in Eukaryota, Viridiplantae, Streptophyta, Magnoliopsida, Caryophyllales, Amaranthaceae. Gene Ontology annotation, molecular function: protein binding. Gene Ontology annotation, cellular component: plasma membrane. The coding region runs from base 1 to 1224 and encodes 407 amino acids.